AUGAACUACAGUCAGGCACUGAAGAACGACCGACCUCAUGAAUUCUUGUUUCAGCUUCUUUACGAUGGAGCAAGACACGGGACGAAUGGCGGUGCAGCUGGUGGAGCUGGUGCUGGAGCCGCUUCUGGUGCUGGUUUAUUGGGGUUCAUGGUUGGUUUAAGAACCCGUGUUUAUGCACACUUUCUUAAAAGGCUCCAUGAGCACUGUAGACACAUGCACGGAUAUCAUGAGGGUGGAUCUAGUCAAGGAAGUGGCUUUUUCCAGUGUUCUAAACGUAAUGGCCGUGGUGGAGGUGGAAGAAGAGGAUUUGGCCAUGGUCAUGGAUAUGGCCGGGGUUCUCGAGGCGGAAGAUCACAUUAUCGUCAUGAUUGUAGCGGUUUUGGAUAUGGCAAUGACCGUAUUUCACCAAGAUUCACAUUCGAUUAUAAUCGCAUGAAUAUCAGAAAGAUGGCUGCUAUGAAGAGACUGAAAUUUAAUGCAUUUGCAGCUAAAUUCUUCUUCACGGGUCUAGCCCGCUCUUAUUCUUCAUAUGCUAAUAUGAUGGGUAAUCCAUAUUCGUUUUUCUAUACACGAAAUGCCCAUCCAUUUAGCACCACACCAGCAUCUUGGAUGCAACGCUCAUACUGGAACUCUGCAGUAGGACGAGCAGUCAAGUACAUUUCAAUCGCGCCCAAAGUGGGUUUGUAUGAACUGUACAGAGCUCAUCGGGAUCAAUAUAAUGUCCAUGAGACAAGCCAGUCAUCGUGGGUCAGCAGAUUCAGACAGAGCGAGAGGUCUCUGUUAUUAUCAGGAGUAUCAUCAAGUCAUAUGGGUAGUGGUGCUCGUGCUGCCAGGUCUGUUAGAUACGAAAAUCCAAGUUCGAUGAUGAAACAGAUGUGGUUUCAACAAACACGAGGCACUAUCAGCAGCAGCAAUUCAUACACAACGCAUUUAAACCGGAUAUCACCGUUUGAAGCAGUCGAGGAGACAAACCGUAUUAUUGGCGGUGGAAUUAAUAAAUACUACUCCACCAACAGAGACGAGUUCAUGAACACUGGUUACGAAGACCUGGUUGAGACAGGACCUUCGAUUCUGAAACCAUUCGAGUCCGAACUACACCCCCCACAAACUCAAUCUGCCACACAAUAUCAACAACGUCGACAAUCGCGAGUUGAGCUUUUUAGCGAGGAGAUUUCCUCGUCGGUCGUUCUUGUAGGAGUACCAACUGCGACACCAGCAGUUGAAGUAACACCGUUCAACACCGACGACCUGAUACCAGAUAAUCUAUCGCCACGGUCGUCAGUUGUAGAACGUAUGGAGAGACCACACUCACCUGACGAGUCUAUCUCACCACCUACCGAGUCGUCGUUUGUAGAUUUUGAUGUCACACCCAGGUUCUCUCUACCAUUAUCAGGGGUAGAUCUCACUGACGAUGCACUUCUAACAAUCGAGCGUGAUAUGGAACUUCAUUUACAAGAAAUCCGCAGCAUAAUUGUCGACAUUCGACGGAUUGCGAACCUCGGAGAACUGCCGAUAUCCAUUGAGCGAAACGGCAAUGUCAUUCGAGUGCAUUUUCCCAAUGCCGAUUCCGCACGAGUCGAGCAGCUGCUGAAUGACCUGGAAGUGUCCAGAGGUAUCAUCAUGGACACAGUCGGACCGACCCAUCUUCUAAUAACGCCGGAGAAUAGUCUCGCCUCCUCAGCCAGCAGCGAGUCUGGCAGGUCGUUAUCGACACGAAACACGUUCUCCUCUUCAUCCUCUGGUUCACCAGCUCUAUCACCACAAACAACUGUGUCGUCGUCGGCACAAACACCCGUUUCCAUGCCCGCCCUCACUGCACUGGACCCCUCGCCGGCUGCUGGCCUCUCGGAUGAGGAGUUCACCUGGAGCUACGUGGGCGGUUCCUCCAACGGCGACAUCCCGACCCCGGGACUCACCGAGUCCUGUGGCUCCACAGCCUCUUCCGAAGAGAGCUCCAGCCUGCUCAUGUCCAUGAGAGUCUAA
Molecule: messenger RNA, 1983 nt
Organism: Sugiyamaella lignohabitans
Lineage: Eukaryota; Fungi; Ascomycota; Dipodascomycetes; Dipodascales; Trichomonascaceae
Exons: 1
Coding region: 1-1983 (660 amino acids)
Biological process (GO): proteasome assembly
Molecular function (GO): proteasome binding
Source: RefSeq, a predicted model, not a curated record